Bombus pyrosoma is the source of this 1881-nucleotide messenger RNA. RefSeq lists its product as uncharacterized. Lineage: Eukaryota; Metazoa; Arthropoda; Insecta; Hymenoptera; Apidae. The record is from RefSeq and is a predicted model, not a curated record. The transcript is spliced from 5 exons. Bases 14 to 1348 code for a protein of 444 amino acids.
ACGAAAUUUAACGAUGAAACAAGUAGAAAAUUACAAGUCAAAAUGCAUCCACUCGCAUCUUGACACGAGGGAUCUCCCUGAUUCGUGCUGGAGGCAUACACAGAAGAGGAGUCAGUCUUUUCCGAUUAGUAAAAUCAGCAAGAAUCCGGAAUCGACCACGAACUACUAUUCCUCGUCGACUUCUUACAAGCCACAGAAGAGUCACGUAUGUUCCAGUCUGACGUACCCGAAGAACACGUCGGACCACAGUACCGACGCACCGCAUAUCCGGACUCGUUCUAAACCCAACCGAGAUAAACAUUCCUCGAGUUAUUCCUCGAAAUUUUCAUCGAAGGGGAAGACCCAUUAUGACGAUGAGCUGGGAGAUAUCGAUAAAUUGAAAUUUACCGACGAAGGAUUAGGAAAUCUUAUAGAAGGCCAUAUAGUAGAAGAAGUUGAAGAGGAAGUUACAGAGGACGAUCGCGAAGUGCCAGCUGAAUUCUUGGACAAGGAUUACGAGGAACAAGAAGCGGACGAUGAAAUAGACGACGAGUCUGACGGGUCACCACAGACUCAUAGAUCUCCGAGAGGAGGUAAAACAGAGGCAUUGCUGAGACAACAGCGAUGGGGAAGCGUAGAGCAGCAGCCAGAUACGCGAAAACUUCGUUAUCAGCAACAUGUGGCUAUGAUACACAAUCAUCCUUCAUCCCCCAGGUAUUACCGCAACGUGACUGAGCACGAGGUACCCGAGCCCUUAUCAGAAGAAGACUUCGUCCGAACGUCGCUGAAAAGUCCGCCGAGGCGGCAACCUGCGAACUAUCGUCAAUGGUCGUCAUCGAGAAACGAACCUGAUCGAUACGACGACACGACGACGUUGAUCCAUUCGACUCGACGAGCCCGUACUAAACCGGAUGUGGAUCGGCUGAUAGAGUCGGAGUUGAACAGAACGAGAAGGUGCAAUCGUUGUGGUAACCUGUCGAGCAAAAAGAACGAACCGCCUCUGAAAAAUAGCUGCAGAUUCGACGAUUGCGCGAAUAUUCCUAUCAAGGGACCAAUCGGCGACGAACCCGAGAACCACGAGCAAACAUUCUGCGGCCGCUGCAACGUAAGGUACAACUCCAAGGAUCCCUGCGGUGCCACUGACAUCCCGUCGCCCUUAUACACCAUGAAAUCGCGCAGAUCCCGCGAAGUAAAAUCCCCAACUAUCUACGAGGUGCCAGAGCAAAACCAGGACAAGCUCUCGACCGACUAUCCGCGAUCCUUAUCGAGAUACCAAAGAAAACUUACGGACGCGUACACGGAAAAAUUGAAACGGUCGUUGCACACUUCUCACGGUACUGCGCGUUCAUCUUUUCGACACGUCGAAUAAAAUCGUUUUUUUUUUUUUUGACUCUUCGGGAGAUCAAAGAAGAAGAACAACGAACCGAGAAGAUUGUAAAAGCGUUGGACUCGAGAAAAAAAUAUCGAAUCGAAUCGUGUGAAAAGAAUUCAAUCAUUGAAGCGAUCCCACGAACAUUCUAGUAACAUUUCAGGAUCGAAAAUCCUUUCCCUCGUUUCCAUGCGAUUCUCGCGACUAUUUUCGUAUAAGGAAUUCGUCCCUGUAUCGCUGUUUAAGGAUGUGUGUGUCGAACAAGGUAGAAACAAAGUCCAUUUCGUUGCAACUCAUCAACGUGAGAGACUCGAUCCACGAGAGCAACGGAAAGGCCAUCGUAGAGCAAAGAAUAAAAAAAAGAAAAAAAAAAGAAAAGAAUCGCUCCUAUUUGAUCGUUUCCCUUCUACUGGUUGUGUAAUAUAUAUUUUUGUAACUGUCCUCUCGGGUCUUGUAGAUGUUACACUGUACGUAUUGUCCGAGGCUAACGCUAGUUGCACAAUGUACAUAUGCAUUAGGUAAAAUCGAUUAGA